AUGGGACCGAAGGUGUCUUAUGGACACGAUAUCAUCAAAAAGGUCUCGCACUUCGAGUACCCCAGCUCCAUCAUCUCGAUGGAUAGAAACCUUGAACCGGCCCUACCAGGAGGAGGCUUUUUGCCGUCAGUGAUCAACACUCGCGUCAAUGUGUCAUUUCUGUCAGGUUUUCCUUUGUACACCGAGGCAGAUGGUGACCCCCCUCCACCCUCCAAUUCAACCGUCAUGGUUUCCCGGAAGCGAAGACCAGCAUCGAUGCUGUCACGUCGGUUGGUCGGUCGGUCGUCGAUGCAAUUGAGUGCUGUGUUGAAAGAGUUAGGCGCUGGUUGCCGUUGGCAGAUGAACCACAACGAAGGUUGGGCAAAAGCGUAUUGA
Messenger RNA from Soboliphyme baturini, 375 nucleotides. NCBI's taxonomy places the organism in Eukaryota, Metazoa, Nematoda, Enoplea, Dioctophymatida, Soboliphymatidae. The record is from the annotation of a GenBank genome assembly.